Molecule: messenger RNA, 1354 nt
Organism: Rhopilema esculentum
Lineage: Eukaryota; Metazoa; Cnidaria; Scyphozoa; Rhizostomeae; Rhizostomatidae
Source: RefSeq, a predicted model, not a curated record
UACAUAUUUCUACUAGGUUCAAGAUUUAGACCAUAUUUGGUUUCGCUCAGUAGAUGGCAGUGAAGAGCUACGUUGUCUUCAUAAUCAAAUAUCAAGAAACACCGAUCUUUUAUUCUCAAAAAUCAAAAGCCUUGCAAACCCAAAUGAAAGAAGAAAUGGUACAAAACUCUUUAAUCAUCUCAUUCAAAAGAGCUACCAAUCGCAAGCGCAAAACCAGAUCAGGGCUGUGGCAGCUACAAUACUCAAAGAGCUGAACAAGCUUUAUUCAAUGAUUGACAGUCGAUCUGCAAGAUUACAAACAAUAGUUCAAGGCGAAUGUGUUAAAGAGGUUGUGGAAAUAUGGAGUCAAUAUUUCUUUUCCUGCUCAGAAGUGAAACAACUGGGCACUGGUUAUGUUCAUAACAAAAUCGCAGGAUUUUAUAGAAAAGCGACUCGGGGUGCAAGGGAAAGUGAAAAGAAAUUACGUCAAGUGCAAAGAAGAUUGUACGCAGAAAUAAUCACGUGCAGAAAAAAAUCUGCUAGAGAAUAUGCUCAAAGUCUCAUGGCAAAUCGAUAUCUUUUUGAACUUGAGCCUGGUAAAUUCGAACAAGCCAAACUUGUCAAUGAAAAGAGAAAAAUCCCUGCCAAGGAGCAAGAUGAUCAAAAUGCAAACAUCAGUCUAAAAGGAAAAGUUGGCAAGCCUUCUUCAGAAGUGCUUAAAAAACCUGCUUUUCAGACACCAGCUUCUGAAAGCCAAGAGCUAAAAUUUCAGAGAGGAGACCUUCCCGAAACAGAGAGUCAUUCUAAAACGGAAAAUCCCGUCAAACUGACUGAGGCGAAAGCUAGGGAAUCAAGUAUACAUGGGUCAUUGGAUAAUGGCAUAUCGUACAAAAUACUUGAAAAAGAUGAUACUCGAAAAAGAAUAUAUCACAAGAACAGAAAAUCCUUCGCUUUUACAUGGCCUACAAAAUCUUACCCAAACAAAGUUUAUGGAAAGUAUGGGCACAGGAAAGAUUAUCAUCUAAAGAAUGAUGGGAAGGUAAAACACCAACACAGCAGCCUGUUUUGCAGGAAAAGCAGAAGCUAUGUUGGAUUUAAAAACAAUAAAAUGCAUAGAAUGUGUCGAUCAAAUACAAUAGAAAAUGGAGAAAUUUCCAAAAAAUUAGAUUUCUACAAAGAGGAAUGGGUGCAAUGUGAGGUAAAUCAUCCAAUUAAACAGUCAAAAUAUAGAAUUCCUCUGCCCAUCCACAAACUGGGAAGCCAAAACGAAUCAAACAUUGAAGCUCAUUUAAAAAGAAUUGGUGCAUACAAGAAGACUGAAACUAAUAAAAAUUCAAAUAUUAUUCAAGCUCAGAUACAUAUCUCAGACAAUUAG